Pongo pygmaeus (Bornean orangutan) is the source of this 1296-nucleotide messenger RNA. It is a transcript of the gene SUSD3, whose product is annotated as sushi domain containing 3. The transcript has 6 exons. NCBI's taxonomy places the organism in Eukaryota, Metazoa, Chordata, Mammalia, Primates, Hominidae. The record is from RefSeq and is a predicted model, not a curated record. Gene Ontology annotation, cellular component: plasma membrane. Bases 184 to 912 code for a protein of 242 amino acids.
GUCUGAGGACAAGAGCCCUUACUAUAGCAGAACCUGGCGGCUGAGAACACAGGAUGUGGCUUUUGGCAGAUGAAGUGUGAACCAAGACGAGACCUUGGUCGACCUCAGACAUGGCUAGACGGUACUCACCCUUCUUGCGAUGAUGUGAGAUGAUAAAAUGCCUACAUGAUGAGAUGAAGUGAGAUGAAAAACAUAGGCCUUGUGAUGGAAUGGGAAAUUCCAGAGAUAAUUUGCACCUGCGCUAAGCUACGGCUACCACCGCAAGCAACCUUCCAAGUCCUUCGUGGCAAUGGUGCUUCCGUGGGGACCGUGCUCAUGUUCCGCUGCCCCUCCAACCACCAGAUGGUGGGGUCUGGGCUCCUCACCUGCACCUGGAAGGGGAGCAUCGCUGAGUGGUCUUCAGGGUCCCCAGUGUGCAAACUGGUGCCACCACACGAGACCUUUGGCUUCAAGGUGGCCGUGAUCGCCUCCAUUGUGAGCUGUGCCAUCAUCCUGCUCAUGUCCAUGGCCUUCCUCACCUGCUGCCUCCUCAAGUGCGUGAAGAAGAGUGAGCGGCGGCACUCCAACAGGUCAGCCCAGCUGUGGUCCCAGCUGAAAGAUGAGGACUUGGAGACGGUGCAGGCCGCAUACCUUGGCCUCAAGCACUUCAACAAACCCGUGAGCGGGCCCAGCCAGGCGCACGACAACCACAGCUUCACCACAGACCAUGGUGAGAGCACCACCAAGCUGGCCAGUGUGACCCGCAGCAUGGACAAGGACCCUGGGAUCCCCAGAGCUCUGAGUCUCAGUGGCUCCUCCAGCUCACCCCAAGCCCAGGUGAUGGUGCACAUGGCGAACCCCAGACAGCCCCUGCCUGCCUCUGGGCUGGCCACAGGAAUGCCACAACAGCCCGCAGCAUAUGCCCUAGGGUGACCACGCAGUGAGGCUGGUGCCCAUGCUCCACACUGGGAGGCCAGGCUGACCCCACCAGCCAGUCAGCUGCAACUCCACAUCAACUCCACAGGCGCCCAGCUCGAGACUGAUGAGUGGAAUCAGCUUCCAGGUGUAGGGACCCCUUGGGGGGCCGAGCUGACAUCCAAGGCUGAGGACCCCAGUGGGGAGUGUUCUGUUCUGACAUAUCCUGGCCGUAACAAUUUUUAUAGUUAUGGACUACUUGAAACCACUACUGAGGGUAAUUUACCAGCUGUGGCCUCCCACUAACUAGCAUUCCUUUAAAGAGACCGGGAAAUGUUUUAAGCAAAUCUAGUUUUGUAUAAUAAAAUAAGAAAAUAGCAAUAAACUUCUUUUCAGCAACUA